AUUCUCUUUAAACUUGAAAAAACUUCUUUCCGGUGAUGCUAUUGAAACAGGCAAUAACGCCAAUAUGCGUAAAAUCUUGAAAACAUUCCCAAAAGACGUUUUGUUCACUGCUUCUAAAGCUUCGAGAGCAUUCCGAAAAUGCUUGCCUGAAGUUCGCUGUUUCCACAUUUUCACCUCCCCAAGAAAGUUUUGUUCUGAACAGUCGAUCACUCUUUCAUAAAAAGAAAAUAUUUUUCGAGUUUUUUUAGCGUCAAAUUCGUACUUUGGGAAAAAUACACAAAAAAAAGCAAAAAAUGUAUCCUAUAAUAACUGAAUUUUCGCGAUGGAACUGCUAUAUUAAAAAUACGUUGAGUAAUAAAAAUUUUCGUAAAACUCCCCCAAAAAAAUUUCUGGAUCCGCCACUGUCGCUAAUGCAAGUUAUACAAACUCGGCUAUUUUUACGUGUUCAGCGAGGUCGACUGCCAAUCUAUUAUUGUAACCUGGAAAAAUUAAAAGCUGGAAAUCGUCAAUAACAACAGCCGAAGUAUCAAUAUCGAUUUAGUUAUAUGUGACCUUGUCUACGGAAAGGGGGCUUAGGUGUCAAAAAAUCAAUUUUCACUUUUUAGUUGAUUCGGAUGGAAGAAACGAGUUGUUUAUUUUUAACAGCUGUUUCCCAGAAAACUAGUUUUCGCACGUUUGCUCCCUUUUCGUAGACCAGGUCACAUAUUUUGUCUGAGAUUAUAGUCGAGGAUUAAUGUCUUGAGGAUUAAGCUAAGUAAUUGCCUUUGAUAGUUCGGCUUUCUGGUUCACUUCUGUUAGUUUUUUUGUUGAGUCACACUUCUUCAUUAGAGACUAGACCAGUUACUUGUAUAGUCGUGGGCAGCAAAGCAACAAAUUUAAAGUUUAUUAACUUUCAGGUUCUUAGGUUCUACUUAGAUCGUUUUAGAGACAUAAUGGAUUCCAAAUUCUGAAAAUUAGUAUUUGUAAAACACAAUUUGGGGUCUCUAUGUGACUGUUAAUAGUAGUAAACAAUAAUUAAGGCUAUAAAAACACAAGUAAGGAGGAACUAAGUUCGAACGUGACAAGGCUCAAAUUAAGUGAUUUAUCUUCAAAUUCGUGAUUCGACGAAAUUGUGGGGCCAAGUAUGCGCAAGACUAGGAGAAGGUCUAUACUCAAAACCCUGUAUUCACGAAAUUUUAUUAAGAUACAAUUUGACCCAUAUAUUCGGCAUAAAUCCACUAAAAAUAUGAAAGUCGGUGUAUAUAUUAUAAAAGAACUGAGGAAAUUAGUGGACCCCUUGUACAAUAUUAUAAGGGAAGAUUCCCACUGAAUUUCAAUAGUAUAGAUGAAAUGAGCGAAUUUAGUAUUUGUGAACAGUUUUAAUCCGAUUUCCUUCUUACUCAAGUUAUCACCAACAAACGGACAGGCGGAUGGGUGGACGGAUGUAUCGAUGAGCGAAUGAAAAGAUAAACAUAUGGAUUUCAACUCGUCUCGUCUAACUCCUUGAGUUUUAGGUGUUACAAACAACCGUUUGGUGAACAAAACUAUAAUACUCUGUGGAAGAUUUUAUGGGUUACUCAACAGGAUUUCUUAACAUUUGUUCUCAUAAAGAAUUCUCACACACCUCUAAGAAAAUAUCGUUCGUAAUAAUUAGAGACUUAAUAAUUAUUUACCAUUGUCUUGCAUCAAGAAAAUUAAGCGGAUGUGAUUGUAGGUUAUAAAAUAGCAAUUAAUUUUAAAGUAAAGGCCUCCACAUUUAACACAUUGACAUAAAUAAGUAGCUCACAAAUUUGCAUUUAUAAAAAAUUUAAAAUGCGAAAAACGCCCCUGCGGUUUGACAAAUGUCCGAGCAUAUAUAAAGGAAGUUUUUGUCGAAAUAGGAUCAAUCCUUCUUCGCGAAAUUUUCAAACUCGAUAAAUUUUGAGAAAAUUAUUUUUUUUUUAUAAAAUGAGCUUCUGUGAAGAAUUGUUUAACUGGAGUUUGGUGUUUAUGAAUCGCGCCGGCUACUUUGAUCGGCAUCGUCGCGCAAGUGUCUUACUCAUACCACCAAUAUCUCUAUGUGUUGCGGCAUUUUAUCGCACUUACAUCCUUAGGAAUGAUUUCGAUGAAGUUAUUGUUAAUUUGUUUAAAAUAUCCGGGGCUACUGUAACAACAAUGCGUGCUUUUGUUGUGAUGUACAAGUCACAGGCAUUCUUGGACUUUUUCGUUUUUGUUGAGAAGUGGUACGAGGAGCAACAGCGCGACGGUGAGGAGGUGACAUUAAGAAAAACACACGAAUUUACGCAAAAAAUUAGAAAGGCUGCAAAAACUCUUCUCAUCGUCACCAUGAUUAUUCUAUCUUACAUGGUCUUGAUACAGUUACUAGCAACUGUUGGUAUUGGAUAUCGAAAACUAAUCGUUGACGUCGCAUUCCCGGGUAUCGAUUUCUAUAUAAGCCCAAAUUGGGAGAUAAUGUCCUUUCUGCAGUGUUUAUAUGUUGCGCCAUUUACAUUCGUUUCCUACGUCUCCUAUUUAUGUUUGACUUUAAUAGCCAUUUCGUUUGGCAUUUUCUUGAUGAAAGAUCUGCAAUUCAAACUGGAAAAUAUGAACGAUAUGACCGAUCUAGAAGCUUUAAAUUGUAUUAAGAAGUGUGUUAAAGCUCAUGUUAUGAUUAUAAAAUAUCACAAUCACCUGGAAGCAUUAUUUUCGGUUGGAAGUUUUGCCGAUGUGUGCAUUUUCGGCAUCAUUCCUUGUGUCAUAAUCGUGCUUUCAACAAUGGAUCACGAUAUUUCAAUGUUGAUUGCAGAUAUUCAGAUGGCUGCUAUGGUUAUGACUUCGACAUUUAUCUUCUUUUGGGUUGCCAAUAAUUUCGUUAUCGAGAGUGAAAAUAUAGCUAACGCCGCCUAUAACUGCAAUUGGGUAGAUCGUAACAAGGAAUUUCGGAAAUACAUCCCACUAAUUAUCGGUAACAGUCAGAAGCAAUUGCAGCUCACUGCUGGCGGCAUAAAACCGAUUAAUAUGGAGUUUUUCCUGACCAUAGUGCGCUGCACUUACUCACUCUUCACCGUUCUAUUCACAAUGAAGACAGGAGGAGACUCUUAAAGUCGAAUAAGUAGAAAUGGAAGCAAAAAGUUCAAAUAGUAGGAGGGAAUGUAAUACAAGACAAGAUCGAAAACAUGCUAG
Molecule: messenger RNA, 3141 nt
Organism: Zeugodacus cucurbitae (melon fly)
Lineage: Eukaryota; Metazoa; Arthropoda; Insecta; Diptera; Tephritidae
Product: odorant receptor Or2-like
Exons: 7
Coding region: 1927-3060 (377 amino acids)
Biological process (GO): sensory perception of smell; detection of chemical stimulus involved in sensory perception of smell
Cellular component (GO): plasma membrane
Molecular function (GO): odorant binding; olfactory receptor activity
Source: RefSeq, a predicted model, not a curated record